UACGCCCAUGGACACCGGUCCUCAGGAAAUGGCAAAUGACAAAAGACCAGUAAGUGCUCAUGUACCUUGCAAUCCAACUUUUGGGGAAUCACAAAGAAAUAAUGAAUUCUUAACUUCAUCAACGUCUUCAUGUCAUAACAGUGUACAAACUACAGUAGUGAAGCAGUAUGUGAAUAAAGUCAUCACAUCUUCUUCCCACUUACAUAAUUUUCCAAGAAAAUUUAUUUCCCCCUAUGCAAAAACGGCAAUUAAAAAUACUGACAGAAAGAAAAUCUGUAGACAGCCUCUGUUUGGCCCUAAUAUUCAUCUGCAAUCGACUGUGAUAUCAAGAAGGUCAGGACUUCAAGAUUGUUCCACACAUCAAACAAAAUCAGUUCAGAACAGUGAUAGAAUAUCAGACCUAGGCAGCUACAAAUCAAACAGUACAAACAAUUUCUGCCUUAUAUCACCAUCCAAAAGAAACAGACCUGUCAGUGCUCCAGCAGGUCAGCUAAGAUGUACACAGUUCUCUUCCUCAAGACUCCAGCUGGCCCAGAAAGAAUCUGAAGUGCCCCAAGUUAUUAAAUGUCAGCCAAGGGUAAUCAAAGUAACGGCUUACAAGAAUGGCACAAGAAGUAUCUUUGCUAAAAUUGCUGUACCAUCCAUUAAACUGCUGCUGGAGGAGUGCACUGAAAAACUGAAUCUGAACAUGGCUGCACGACGAGUGUUCUUGGCAGACGGCACAGAAGCACUAGAACCUAAAGACAUACCCCAUGAUGCCGACAUUUAUAUUUCAACUGGAGAGCCCUUUUUAGAUCCAUUCAAAAAAAUUAAAGACCAUCUGUCAUUAAUGAAGAAAGUAACUUGGACGAUGAAUGGUCUGGUUCUUUCUACUGGUGCCAAGAGAAGGAAAACCAAGCCUGUCCUGUCCAACCGCAUGAAGAAGCUUAUUAAGAAGUCCUCACUCAGGAUAUUGGUGUUUAAGAAUUGCUCAGGGCAGGAUGGCUAUGAGAUUAUUGCAGCACAGGACCAAAUUGAAAAGUUUUUAGAUGCUUGCACAAUAAGAAUGAAUCUUACUUCACCAGCAAAGCAUCUGUACAACAUUCAUGGAGCAAAAAUUGAAGAUCUCAUCAGUGUUCCUCUGCUUGACAAAUGCCUGCAAAAUUCCAUCACACCUUUGCGUGGACCUGUUUGGGUCUCUAAGGGAGAAGGUUUCAGCCCCUCAGGAGCAAAGAUGUAUAUCCAUGGAGUUCUUUUGGCCUUACACCAACGAUUAAAGUCUGCAAAAAACUAUUGCAAACAGAUGGAUUUUGCCAUUGAUGGUCAGAGAGGGGAAAUCACAGAAAAAGGCAUUCUUUCAAUGACAACAGAGGAAUUAUAUUUAGAGCAAGAAAAGGUGAACAAGCUCAUUGAGGAAUUGCAAGUGGCCAUCAAGAGCUACAAAGGUCACCUCUCAAAACUUGCCCCACAAUUACAGGCUGAGCAGGAGCAGUGUGCCUCUUAUGUCUACCAACACAUUAAAAGGCUUCCAGCAAACAUGGUUCUCCCACAAGGCUUGCAGCUAAAGGUGUAUGAAAAUGGCAAAGACACAGGGGAGAUCCUAGUUUAUAUCACCAAAAAAGAGAUGGAGAAUAACUGUAGGAAUCAACCCAGUGUUAUGAUGGAGAGGCUGCUGCAUAUGAUUCACGAAAAACUACAAUACUCAGCAGACUUCAAACCAACAGGCCUCAAUCUUAUUCCUGCCCGGCUUUUUAAUGAGAAAGGACAAGAAAUUAAAAACCCACUUUUACUGAAGAAUGAGCAAAAAAUUUGGGUUUCUUAUGGUAAAGAUUACAGGUCUCCCUUAAACCGUGUUCUAAGUUUGACCUUUGACAAAGUGACUGCCGCUGAAAAGGAUGGUAUCACAGUUAUUUAUAAAACUCUUCUGGAUCCUAAUGUUGAUCUGCUGCCUGGAUGUGACAAUUGGGAAGCUUGUACAGAAUUUCCAGGCAACUUCCAGUGCACAAACCACCAGACACUUCAAAACUUGGAAAAGGUGGACAUGGAUAGCCAUUUUAUACAGUACAAGGCCGAUCCACAGAUAGUUUUUCAUGUCUCUGUUGCCAUGGAUAAAAUGAGGAAGGCACUUCCCAGAAGAAUGGACUAUCGGGAUCUAAAAGUCCCAUCAACACUGUGGCCUCUGGCUAACAUGUGGUUAAUCACAAAGGCUGGAAUGAUUCUGAGUCGAGCUUUGGUACAGAGCUGUCUAGCUAUUGGUCAUCCAAUUAGAGUUGAGACAGAUGAUGGCAUAUCUCUGGAAGGAUACAAGUUAACAGUACAGAAAAGAGACAAAAGCAGCAUCUAUCAACACUGGGGUUUUGGAAAUGAUGGUUCUAUCUAUUGUAAGGCUUACCCUGAGUUUGUCCUGACCUACCUAGAGGAUGUAAGAGAGGAGGUGACCCAGAUGGAACACCACAUCCACCAUGGGGCCUGGUCUACAGCUCAUCAGGAGAUAGAGAGCAGCUCAGCAGAAGAGGUCACUGUACCAAGCCAGAGGCAGGUUCUGCAAAAAAAUGUCAACAACUCCAAUCAGAAACAACUUUCAGGACCUUUGGACGCCCAUUUAAUGCCUGCAGGUCCCCUAAGGGAGUCUAUGCAGCUGACAGUCGCACUGGUGAGGAAACUAGAAGAGAAACAUCCUAAGGCCUCAGCUCAAAGAUGGGCUAUAAAGCAUGAAGGGACAACUAAACCAGACCAGUGGAAACAUUCCAAAGUGGAGAAUCCGCUAUGGAAUAAGCUGACAUACAUGUGGCCUGUCCUUCCAAAUGGAGAACUUAAUGAGGAUUUUGACUGGCCAAUUGAGGGAUUGCUGGUUCCAAACAGUCCUUCACUUAAGAAACCAGCUGGCAGGAAGUCAGAUUGGUAUAUACCUGUGAGACUGAGGGCUUUGCACAAUGGAGACAGGGACAAAAGCAAGGCUAUCACCAUCAUUGGACCUGAUGUUACAAAUAUGCUAAACAGACAAAAUAUUCAUCCUGAAAAGAAACAGAAAACAAAGGAGAACCAGAAAAUGCACCCUGAUGAAGAGCCUGGAAUGGAAAUAUACAAGAUAGAAUUUCAGCACUUUUUGGACAAAUGUACUACCAUGUUGAAUUUACCUACUGCUGCUCGAAGAUUAUUCACUGAAAAAGGCGUGGAAGUCUUUCUUUUGAAAGACCUUGAGAGAGAUCAGCUGGUCUAUGUGUCAUGUGGAGAACCGUGGAUUGAUCCACACUUGACUAUGGCUCAGCACAAAAAACGUCUCCUACUCAGUAAUUUAGCGUCAGAUAUAUCUGCAAUUCAUGCCUACUGUAUCAUGCGUAACCCUGAAAUUCUAGUUUUAGGAGUAAGGAGCAAUAUUGCUGCUGGAGCCAAACUUUUUGUGGAUAGAUGUCUUGUGGCUUUUGAAGAAGAAAAACUAACUGAGGAGCUGCAGGAAAAUCAAACAGAAGAAAUGUUUCUGAAUAUAAAAGAUGAAGCAGAUCUUAAUUCACAUGCAAAAUCACAUCUUAAAACAGAUGCUUGGCAUAUGAAAUCCAAAUAUUCCUGGCAGGAAAGUUUCUCUGAUUUUCAUGAUGAUGACAGUUUUCCGAAGGACAGGGAUAAAGAAUUCUGUGAAAAUGUAGAGUUAUUUCAAAAGUACAGACCUCAACCAAAGCUGAAUUCAGAAUUGCAGAAGGCUCACCGUCAGCAGUUUGAGUAUAGAGACAAACAGAUUAUAAACUGUGCAUUUCCAGGGCUUGUUUUGGGGGUACAGGAUGCUAUUCUACAUGCUGGGACUGAAGUUGUUUUGGUGGAAAAGAAACCUGAUGAUACCAAUCAGUGCUGGAUAUGGAGAGAUCAUGACAGGACAUUUCAUUUGAUGAGUGAUCCAAAUCUAGUGCUAGCAGUGUCAAUGCCCAGCAUGCAGCCUAGAUAUUCAAAAUGUGCACUGGACAUGAAAGGGUGUGCUGUUGUUCUGCAGAAAUAUAAAGAAUACAGCAAUGGGGCUGCCAAUCAAAAGUGGCAUUACAUGGAAAAUGCAGGAGUAUUUAGUGCCUUUUACAGCACAGUACUGGAUCAAGAAAUCACAGCAGCAAAUCAUGCUUCUGUUUGCACAUUCUCUGUGACCAGUAGAGAAAAAAUAAACCAGCCAGGCUACUAUUUUCUUUCACCCAGUGGAAAGCAGAAGUUCAUGAUAUGCUUGGCUUGUGCAAGAGCCAUAAGAGGAAAGAAAGAACUGAAAAAAUUACCCACGGGUAGCAUGUUCUUCUGUGCCUCUGGCUCUGAGGAAGCAAAUAAUUUCUCCUUGGGACCUUUUAAGUGUGUUAAUGUGAUGAAGACUGCUUUAUCCACAUUGGAAGCCAAAAAUACCUUGAAUUAUUUAGAAGAAGUUCUAGCAUCUUUGCGGACCGAAACCUCCAUACAAACAAUCUCAGAAAAGAUCUCUGCAGCUAUGAACCAGAAAGCAGUGAAAAUAAUUGCAUACAGAAAUGGAGCUGGCUACCGAAAUGGUCAGUUAAUCAUUGCUAGCACAUUCCCUAUGCUGCUUACCAUGUGUACAAGACAACUUGAACUUACCAGGAAAGCCUGCAGACUAUAUACCAAUGAUGGAAUCCUAAUGCUUACCCUACCAGAUUUAGUCACAUGGGCUGUAAAUGAGUGUUUCAGACAAAGUGACUCAGAAGAAGACUACAAAGAGAGAACAGCAAUCACUGACAAUGCUGAAGGUGGGACUGCACUGGAUGUGGAAGAUAAGUACAUGAAGAAAGUGAAGAUAAAGUCAGAAUUAUCCUUGAUGACUCCAGACAGUUUGAAUAUGAUAGAUGAUUCUUUGCUCACCAUCAUCCUCAGAAAUCCUAUUGAGGUCUGGGUUUCCUGUGGAGAACCUUUUCUACCUUUGGAUGCUUUGCAAAAGGCAGCAAGGGAAGAGAAACAAAACUGGUUCGAGAAGGACAAAAUUUUGGCUGAUCUAAAUGCUAUGAAGCACAAAAUGAGACAGCUGCAAGGGCGACGAAUAACAGCCUUUAAACCAUCCACCUUGGUGCCCACAAAAAGCCUAGUUCAGCCUAUAGUAGUAGAAGGAGGCUGGACUGAAGAAACCCAAGAAGAGAUGAAACUCAUGGAAAAUAUACAACAUACCGAGACACACUUCUCAGAGGUUCAAGCAUCACAGUUCAAAAGAAGUUCUCCAUUUUCAUCUAAACUGCUGUCAUCCAAACACAGAUGUCUGUAUGAUCAACCAUCUGCAAAAAGAGUGUGGGCUUACCGGAAUGGUUAUAAACCCGAGCAAGGAGUUUAUGCCUGGGGAAAAACAAUGUCAGAGCUGCUGGAUAACUGCACCACCAGGCUAAAUAUGCAACAGCCUGCCAAGGCUCUGUAUACACCGGAUGGUGAGCCACUCCAGUCAUGGGAUGAAAUAGAGAGAGACAUGCUUCUGUGUGUUUCUGCUGGAAAUCCUUUUCUGAGCAGAAAAGCCAUCAAGCAGCAGGUGGAAGUUAGAGCUAUUUAUGCCAGAAUCCGAAAGCAGCAAGGUCCAGAUGCCACUAAUAUUGUUGUCGCUCCUUCAGAGAAACUUAAAGGACAGAAGGGAGGAAUUGCUUUGGCUGUCAGUAAACAAAUGAUUCCAGAAGAACAGUGAAAAAAUGUCAUCAGCAAAUUAUCUUUAUUUGUUUCAAGCUGACUGCAAUCUACUGGCGAAUUCUUCUGCACAAUUAAUCUGGUGUGACAUAAAAUGCAUUUCAGAAAUGCUGCAUUCUGAUGGCUCAUCUCCUGUAUACAAUGCACAGAUCUUGGGGAAUCAGUUACAGUGCUUGUGCAUGCAUGUGCAGUAACUGCUUUCCAAAAGUGCAUGGCAAUGUGUGCUCCAUGUCUAAGGAAAUAAUUAAGUAUUGUGGCUGUGGGCUAUGUAAAUUCCAUAGCUUUCAGAAUUAGUCCACAGUGUUGAGGGACUAUAAUUAGAAUGAAUUUUCAGAACCUAUUCUUGCAAAGGCUGUCUGCAGUGAUUUUGUAUUUGAAGGGAAAAGUUGCAGGGAUCUAUUCUAAAAUACAUAUAUGUAAUUUGGAGAACAAUCCUCAGUAGGAAAAAUAGCUUUAGCGUAUGACUAUAGGUGAAGUAAUUUACAUUGAAUUGAUUAAGAAUCAUAAUUAAACUUGUUUCUAAAGAUACUUGCUUUUGUAAUAUUCUGAAGUCCACUUUUUUAUCAAGAAUUAUCUAAAAAUAAACUGUGUUCUAAGCUUCUGCACUGGUUCCUUGCAGAAAUGAACAGCAGCAGAAAAAAGUGGCAGGCAAAACAUUUCACACACCAUAAUCUUCACAGGUAUCCCAAGUUCUUUGAAAGUGCUACUCCAUGAGCUAUACAAUCAGAUUUGCUUGUUGUUCUUCUUAAGACAAGUUACCACCAUUUUUAAUGCAUAAAGGCUGUCACUAUUUUGGGAAGAAAAUCUUUAUUAGGUGGAAAAGAGCCUAAUGUUGAACAUACACACACAAAAAGCCUUCACCUGACGCAGACACAUAGUACACCAAAAAAGAAAAUUAAUUAUUGAGCAAACCAGUGGAAAAUUGUUCUUCCCAAAAGAAAGAAGCUUAAGAGCCUACUCCAACACUCACUGAAGUCAAUGGUAGCCUUUCCAUUGUCUUCAGUCAGUAUUGUGUAAGAGCCUAAGUUAAUAUUCCUUGCUGUUGUAAAGUCAUUUAUUGUAGCUUUACACUGUCCCUUUCAGCCAAAGCUAACAACCUACUACUUUGGCCUUUGGGGAGGCGGGGGUCUAGCUAUGAGAUAGGCGGAGACUAAGACAGAUUUGUUGGUCAGAAUAAGAGUCACAAGAUAGCAGUAACCAAACAUAGGCAGACACUUACUGUAGAUGUCUAGAUCUUGUCCAGUGAUGAUCAUAGGUCAGGCUUGAUAAAUAUGGGUCAGUUUGCUGGGUAGCUCUGUCUGAACAAAUGUAAUUUCUACUACUUUUGUACUAUUUAACAGAUGACAUUGUUGCUAACAUUCACUGAGACAGCUUUAUGAGGCUCAAUGGUACUAUGUUUGCUCUUAUAUAAACACAUUGUCUUUCUUAUACUAAUUUAGCCAAAGAUUAGAUUUAAUCAGAGAUGUGUGGUAAAGAUUUAAGAGUAUUCUUGCUUAGACAGUUACAAAAUAAAAUUCAGUAGUCUUAUAAGAAAUUAUCCAUCAUCAUACAUAAAAACCUUUCUAAUUACAGAUAUAAGGGCAGAUCUUCACCUGAUGUAACUUUUUAAAGCUCCAGUGAAGUCAACUAUACUAUUACUGUAAACCUUGUUAUAAAAUCAAAUACAAAUAAAUCAGACUUUUAAUCACGUUGGUUGGCUGUUUCCCGGGAUUAGGUUUCUCUCUCUCUCUUCCAAGUAUUCAAGGUUCUUUUUCUCAGGUUCCUCUUCAGACUUCUGUCUUCUCUCCGGAUCAUCUCUGCUGUUAAAGCAUCUUUUUAAAGGCCAACAUUCACACCCUUUGUUUGUUUCCAAAACCCUUCUGCCUCUACUAACCUUCUGCUGGUCACAGUAAUUUUCUUUCCAGAACUUCAGCUUGUCACAUGUCCAUGCCAAAGCCACAUUUUCAAAACUAGGUGAAGCCUAGAGCUGUAAGUGGGUUAAGUGCAUUUCUCUGCCAAAAAAGAGUGGAAUUUUUGAGAACAAGAUUUAGCCAAGUGCUUGGUGUUCUGACUGGUUAUGAUGGUGCCAAUGGUUUACUAUUAUAAUUUUUGGAAAGAUAUCUGUGUUCACAUAGAGAAUCAUCAAGAGAUGCACUCCAGGGUUAAACGUCUAACCUACAUAGUUCAUGUUCUUAUUCAAAAGUAUGUUUGAAAUUUGUUCUCCAACAGAUUUAAUUAUGAGCUAAAUUCUGCUUGUUAGUGUUUUGAUUCUGCUUGUUAGGCACAGCCUGUUACAGGCUUCUUCUCAGAAUUCCCAAUUGCCGUAGCGGAAGUGAAUUGUUAGAUCCCUUUGAGCUGUGCAGCAUAUUCUUUCCCUCCUUGUGUGUGGCUGACCAGCAGAGUUAGCUGGCAUAUUGUGGGGCAGAGCCAUGGUAUACCAACUCCCCAUCACUAGUUGCUCCAAGCAACAUAGGUGAACAACUUGAGAACAGCUCGUGAUUCUGGAUGACCCUUAUCCAGGUAAUGCAAUGUAGGUGAGUCCUUAUUCUUUCCCCCACUGCAUGCCCAUGUAAGCAUGACCAUGAUCCAGCUUCAUAUUUGAAAGAUAGCAUAUGCAAAGGUAAGAACUAGAAUUAAAGUUAGUCCAAAAGUGAAACUUUAAAUCCAAAUCCCUUCAAAGUCUUGGUGAUCAAAUUCACCCCUUCAUCUUUGAUUCCAGUUAAGAGCCUAUUUUCCAAUUUAGAUUUGAUCAGAAUCCUGCAAAAAAUAGCUACAUUUUUAUUUCUUCCUCAGGCUGAUUCUGUGAUAUUUCCACCACCUAAAUCAUGAGAGGACAGUGUUCAAGAUUUUGGCAUCAUUGUAAAUCCUAGCCUUGAACCCAAAUCUUGAACUAUACCAUGGGUGAAAUCCUGGCUCCACUGAAAUCAAUGGGACUUUUGUCAUUGACAAAGAAGCCAGGAUUUUGACCCAUAUACUUAAUCCAGAUUCCAACCCAAACACUUCCUGCACACAUCUCUGAUUAGGACUAUAAUUAAACAGUGAGACAUGAAAUUGUUUCAGGAGUCUAGAUGCUGCAGUGGGAUAGUGUAUUAGCUUUUCAUCUCUGGAGAACAGGGUUCAAAAUCUAUUAAAGGUUGCAGACAAAAAUGAAUUGGGUUACACAGUUUGGUAAAAUUGCAUGAGAAGGAAUCUCUACUUAAAAGAACUCUAGGAGUGGAAAAAAGACAAGGUGCUUUGGCAAAGCUGUAUAAAGAAGUUUAAACAAUAAUUGCCAACCCAAUCCUAAAUUCUGGUUAAUAUCAGUAGUCACUUUCAUAAGUAUUACAUUCUUUUUUAAAACAAAUUCUACUGCAUGUUUUCUCCAUGAAAACAAUAGUGUUUUGAUUCUGCCACACCUACACUGAGUGGCAGAAUUGAAACCUACUCACCACCUUGGUUGUUAUCAACUGAUUUUGAAAACAGACUUGCACUGCACUAGAGGAAGAAUAGCCUCAUUACUUCCUUAUAAGACAUUUUUAGUGCAUUCUGGUUGAGUAAUUUUUAGGAUAGGUCUGAUAUAGCUUUCCUGAGUAUGUAAAAGCUUUGGCUAAAGACUAUAGCUCUUCUGAUUGUGUUAUUUAGUGUGAUUUAAACAGGCAUAAAUCAAUAGCUGAGAAAUGUCAUGUUUUCAUUAAAAUUGUUUGAUCUCAUUAGUUUAGAUUAUGGUUAAAAUAUAGAGGAUAUACUAGUAAAAUCAAUCAAAGGGGAGCAAAUAAGAAGUGCUUGUAAAGUCACUUGGAUUCCUAACAUGCUAGAUCUCAUUAUUAGAGGUACUUACAGAGAAAUAAUUUCCUACAGAAAAAUGCUAGACCCUAUGCCCACGGUGUUCUAUGGUGCAGAGAGCAGCAAGUGGACACUGAGCUAGAUUCUGACUUUUCUCAUACACCAGUUAAACCUCAUUAAAGUUUGUGGAGUUAUUCUAGUGUAACUGAGCAGAAUCUGGCCCGUUUUACAUUUGUUUGGUUUUAAACCUUUACUGAAAGAGGAUGGUUCCAAUACAAUGAAAUAUAAUCUUGAUUACCCAAAGGACUAGUGAAUCGGAUAGGCAAAAUAUUUCCUUAAGUGUUUUCCUUUUGCAAAACUUCCAAGCUUAAAAUCAGGAAAUAUAUUUUCUAUAAAGGAUGAGCAGGAAUAUGACUUUGGAUUUGGGAAAGGGAUAUGUUCUCUUUUAUUUAUAUACUCCUGCUUCCCAACAUUUUCCCCAUUCCUCAUUUCAAGGCCAUACCCACCUAGCAAUUUGUAUUCAUUACAGGCUGAUGUACUAAAGAUAGUUCUAUAGAAGAUAGAGGAAUUAAAAAUGCAUUUCAGUAUGGCACCUAAAUGAGAUGUUGGGAAAAUAUUUAGAUCCAAAGUCUGCCUAAAAUGUUGGUACAAUGAAAACCCAUUGAAAUCUUUGGGAGUCUCAUAUGCAUAACCAAGGGCAUAACUUGACUCUUAAUUUAAAAAUUAUUUUCUAAUUUAUUCACAUCAUUUAACUGAAAGUAAUUAAAGCCCAAAUUCAGGACACCAUUCCUACUAUGGAAAAAACUUAAGUACAUACUUAAAUCGUGUUGAAGUCAACUUAAGCAGGUGUUUACGUGCUUUCCUGAAUUGGGGUCUAAAUACUCAAUUCUUUGUGUUAAUUGAUCACUUAUAUGUUUAUACUUUUUAUUUUAUAAACCGUACGCAUUGUAGUAUGAUAAACCAUAAAUACUAUUUGCUCCUUGAUUAAUGAAAGAUAUUGAAACACAUCAUUUGACCCUUACUCACACAAAUAGUUCUUACUAACAUUACAAUUAUAUCGAAAUCCAUAAGAUAUUAGAGGAAAAGGCCCUUCACAUGUGAGCAAAAUGUUUCGGGGCUGGGUCCAAUACUAUUAAUGAAUGAAUGACUAUUGUAUUGGGGUGAUAUUUUUGAUACUUUACAACACUGUAUGUGUUUUGUGUAGCACUGUAGAAUUCCUUCUAUAUUUAUUGUAAAAUCUAAAAAUAGAUCUGUAUUUGCGUAUGUUUGUUUUUGCAAAUAUUGUAUAGGAUAGAUUAUUUUAAUUCAACUUUCAAAUGUAAUAAUUUUGUUACAAAAGUGAAUUCUAUGUUUUUGUUAUAUCGUGAUUACAUGAUUAUCAUCAGUGAUUAAAUCUGUCAUG
Malaclemys terrapin pileata is the source of this 10759-nucleotide messenger RNA. It is a transcript of the gene DCDC1, whose product is annotated as doublecortin domain containing 1. NCBI's taxonomy places the organism in Eukaryota, Metazoa, Chordata, Testudines, Emydidae. Gene Ontology annotation, biological process: intracellular signal transduction; regulation of mitotic cytokinesis. Gene Ontology annotation, molecular function: microtubule binding. The transcript is spliced from 39 exons. The coding region runs from base 8 to 5617 and encodes 1869 amino acids. The record is from RefSeq and is a predicted model, not a curated record.